Molecule: messenger RNA, 480 nt
Organism: Aphis gossypii (cotton aphid)
Lineage: Eukaryota; Metazoa; Arthropoda; Insecta; Hemiptera; Aphididae
Exons: 2
Coding region: 1-480 (159 amino acids)
Biological process (GO): proteolysis
Molecular function (GO): cysteine-type peptidase activity
Source: RefSeq, a predicted model, not a curated record
AUGUAUUACAUGAAGUCUUAUCGUGGAGUUGAGAAAUAUGUGGUAUCGCUAAUUUCUUUUGAAAAUGAAGAAAUAGAAAUAUCUUCUAUAGAUUUUUUGCGUUUGAACACUAAAGGCGAUACUUGUAUGCUUUGGUUACAUAAUAAAGAAAUAUGGUGUUUGUUACAGAUAUUUUUGGAAAGAAAUUCAAGGUCUUGGAUCACUAAGAAGAGACAGGAUUUAGGCUGUGUAAGUCCAGACCAAUCUUACUAUAUGUUCAAUCUUGGUAGGAGUGUUAAAGAUUCUACUGCUAACAGACCUGAGUGGAUUGAUUCAUCAAGGUUAAUAAUACCUUUAAUGGAAAACAACCAUUGGACAUUAAUCUAUGUAGAUUUUAUAAAAAAAACAUUAUCGCUCAAACUUACAGGAUUUGGUACUAUCAAGUUCAAAGUGUAUGAAGAACAUAUGCUUAAUUUGUGGAAAAGACGAAGGGAGUUUUAA